AGGAGAAAGAACGAGGAUAUACGUAACCGGGAUCUCAGCUGUAUUAGCGGAAGACAGGAUUCAGGCUUCCAGUGACAACCGAAACAGCAAUAUGGGGAACUAGUCCAGGGAAGAACAUGGAUUAAACAUACGCGCUUUCUCAACUGACUGCACUCGCGCCUCCAUUCAUUCAAAUUAUCGAGUAGUUGCAUUGAUUUUAUGUCACAUAUACCUUAUCGUACGUAAUACAGCACCAGAAUUGCUAAGUAAGGUAGCCCACUUCAACAAAUAGGCAGAGUAUCUGCUCUUUAAAUCCGCGUGUACACAGUGUUGUAAUAUUUGAUAGUCCUAUAUAUAAAUAUCGGAUUGACUGUUUUGCUCAAGGGUUUCUUUGGUUGUUUUCGAGGCACCAGCAAUGUUCUCUGAAAUACUGGGUUCCUGAUACCCAGUUUGAACUGACCUGUAGCCUUCUGACGCCAAAAUAAAGUGAGAAGAUUUUCAGCAUACGCAAGACUAAAGACCUUUAGCUUUUGAGCAAAAGCUGUUUAUAAGGUAGUCACAUGGACUAUUUUAACGAUGUCUUUACUACCUUUCUGAGCCUUGAAAGUGGUAGUUAAAUUGCUGACUAUGAAAGAAAGCUCUUGGAUUUCAUCAAAAAGAUCUUUAUUUGUGUUCCGAAGAUGAACGAAGGUCUUACAGGUUUGGAACGACAUGAGGGUAUCAUGUCUUCCAGAGAGCGACGCUCCGACCUGUACAUAAAGGCUGAACCCAGCAGUCCUGAGGGAGGAGGUGGUGGCAAUGGGAGGACCAGCCCGGGAGGAGCGUCCUCAGACUCCUCUCAGAGUGCAGGGGGGGGUUCCAGAGGGGAAGGUGCUGGCCGCUACUCCCCGCCCCUUUACACGCCCGCUCUACGUUGCCAUUUUAAGGAGGAGGGUGCGGAUGGAGCCGAGGAGGGCUCUACCGGCAGCGGGGGAGGCCGCUGCAAGUAUGCGCUGAGCACGCUUCCCAAAAGGUUGUGCCUGGUGUGUGGAGAUGUGGCGUCUGGCUACCACUACGGAGUGGCUUCAUGUGAAGCCUGUAAGGCUUUCUUCAAAAGAACCAUACAGGGCAAUAUUGAGUACAGUUGUCCCGCCUCUAAUGAAUGUGAGAUCACCAAGCGCCGCAGGAAGGCCUGUCAGGCGUGUCGCUUCACCAAGUGCCUCAAAGUAGGCAUGCUCAAAGAAGGAGUCCGCCUGGACCGAGUCAGAGGCGGACGGCAGAAGUACAAGAGACGCCCAGAGGUGGAGAAUGCCACGUACCAGAGUGCACCGAUACCUUUAAGGAAAGAGGGAGAGAAGGGCUCAUCCAGCAUCAUUGUGUCUCAUCUGCUGGUGGCGGAGCCAGAAAAGCUGUUUGCUAUGCCAGACCCCCUGCAGCCUGAUACGGCCCAGCGCACGCUCACCACUCUAUGUGAUCUGGCCGACCGGGAACUAGUUGUCAUCAUCGGCUGGGCCAAGCACAUUCCUGGUUUCCUCUCUCUGUCACUGGCUGACCAGAUGUCCGUCCUGCAGUCGGUGUGGCUGGAGGUGUUGGUGUUGGGGGUGGCAUACCGUUCUCUCGGCUGUGAGGACGAGGUGGUGUUCGCUGAAGACUUCGUGCUGGAUGAGGAGAUGUCUCGUGUGGCCGGUCUGACCGAACUCAAUGCUGCCAUCAGCCAGCUCGCACGCCGUUUCAGGGCUCUGCAGCUGGACCGCGAGGAGUUCGUCAUGCUCAAGGCCAUCGCGCUCACCAACUCAGAUUCGGUGUACAUUGAGGACAUGGAGGCUGUGCAGAAGUUACGGGACUUGCUGCAUCAGGCUCUGCUGGAGCUAGAAGUCCAGCGACGCCCCGACGACCCCCAGCGUGCCGGACGACUCCUCCUCACCCUGCCCCUCCUCAGGCAGACCGCUGGCCGGGCCCUCACCACGUUCUACAGCAUUAAGACCCGUGGCGGGGUGCCUAUGCACAAACUCUUCCUGGAGAUGCUGGAGGCCAUGAUGGACUCACCCUAGAGAAUAGAUGACAGAUGGAUGAAGGAUGAAGAAAAGGGCAAAAAACUUGCCCAAAGUCUUUUUGUGUGUGCAAGGGCUACAAAAGCCAAAAGAAAACACUUUUUUUGGGUUGAAUAUGAAGAAGACGCUUUGUAGCUGUCCGCCAGUACUGGUCUUUCGCAUCCAAUCCUCCUCCUUCAUUUGAUUUCAAUGGGUACCACGUCAACAUAGGCUUGGGUCAGUUCAGACACACUUCAUAUUUAUAUAUGUCAGUGUUAGGUGAACCACAGACAAACGUGUAAUUCAUUCUGUCACUUCACGGCCAUCCUGAUAAGUGUUUCUAGGAGCUAACCAUUACUGUAAACUCAGAGAAAUUUACGUGCCAAGGGCGCCUACUGAGACUGCAGCAAUAUGAACUCUUACUUGAAUCAUACGAUUCAGUGAUAUCUCCUCCUUUACUGAUAGUAGGCAACCGAAACAGUCACUAUCACUACAGUUAUAAUCGAGUAAGCUUUCUUUUUCUCCUUAAAUUUGUGCAUAAAAGGCACUUGUGUAAAGUUAAUGUCUUUUAUAAUGCACUCGCCAUACUACAAGUGCUAUCUAUCUUCGUCCCGCUAGCUUUUUGUGGAAUAUGCAAAACAUAAGUGAAGACUUACUGGAGGAGAGACAAAUCUUAGUUUACUGGUGUACACUGGUACUGCAAAUAUACUGCAACAUCAUAUUACGGUAAGCAAUAUGAAAGAUUUCAUAACCCAUUUGAUGUCAGCCAUUUUUAAAAAAAAAAAAAACGAGAGGCUGCCCUACCACGUCCUGCUUUGAAAUGAAAUUAACUAGUGGAGUAGUCGCAUAACAAAGACAGUUUUUUUUUUUUUUUUUUUUUUUAAUUUCCAAGAAAUCCAGGCCGUCCUAUGUAUAAAAGCUAUGUGUUUUAAAAGAUUAACAUUAUUGUUUUGGGAUAUGGAUUGUGUGAACAUGAGACUGUGGGUACUAUAAAUGCUGAACUGAACCAACAGUGCAUCUAAAUCAGGGUAAACGGGGAGUUUUUUCCUCCUGUAGGCCACUACUGUAGUUUUUUUUUUUUUUUUUUUUUUUUUUUUUUUUUGCUGUGAUCAUUUGUUUGGAUGCCGUGGGACCUUCCGGUGAUGUCCUCAAUUUUUCAGAUGACACUGGCCUGCUUGUGACCGAUUGAGCCAUUUGGAGUCAGUCGUUUGGAGACAUUUUUCAUUCAUUCAGAGGAAAGAUCAUAUUCUUUAUUGUUAUCCUCCAUUUAUACGUGGACGCAGCCGGACAGUCUACGUCUGAGGUUCGUUCCGUGAUAUUCAGACUGAAAGCCUCUGUGGUGCAGAGCAACAUUAAAUGCAAAUUGGAAAGCCUCACGAAAUGGGCUCAACCAGAGCCGUCGCUUCGUGACUCUUCGUUGGGUUCUUUUAAGAUGUGUUUUUGCGUAGUCUCCUCACAGUUUGUUUGCAGACGCUCGUCUGGUAUUAUAUGCAAUCAUACUCUGUUCAGAGCUACCUUUUAUUUAUUCUACACGUGAAAACAGGAGGAAGAAAAGCCAGUUGCCAGUUUGGCCAAUUUAAGUACUAAAAUUAAAAACCACUGAUGUACAGAGUCAGACCUCGGAGGUGACGCCACAUUUUUAGGGUGAUUUUCACUGUAUGUUGUUUGCAGCAAUGAUUGUAUGAGCGCUCUGAAAGUGGUUCACUGCAAAUACACGUCAUAUAAGCAGAUGGAAAGAAUCUUCCAUGGUUGAUAUUUAUAUUUUCAGCUCAAGACUAGUUUCAAUCUGGGUUUUAGUCCUAAAUACUGAGGAGACGUAUUGUGAUUUCAGGCCUUUUGGAUGAUCAUGAGUUGCUGUUGCUCAUUCUGUGCUCAUGGCAUGAUUUUAGUUUUUGGUUUUUCCAUAUACACUAUGAAGCUUGGCCUCAGGUUUGGUAUUGAAAUAAAGCAAUUCAUUUGGGAGAAUGUUGUAAAAUGUCUGUUUUGUAUUGAAUUGUUUCUUAGAUUUCUCUUUUUGUAGUUGAAGUACUAACUUUAAGACAUAUGAAAGCCAGUGGACAUUAUAUUCCUGUGUCUUUUCUUUCUUUUUCUUUUGUUCAAUAUAGUAUUGCAGAUUUCAGGCACUAAUAUGUGUUGAUCACUGCAAAACUUCCUCUUUUUCUCUGUUUUUUUUCUUCAAAAUACCGCCAGUUUGGCUGUUAAGGGAAUUUUGGGAUAUUUCAAUAAACUUGGUUUAAUUUUUUAUUCAAUCUAUAUGCGUUUAUCGAAGCUAAAAUAGGAUUAUUUUUUUUCCCUUUUCUAACAUUUCAGUGUUUUUUUUUUUUUUCUUUUAUACACAGGAGUUAAUGUCUCUCCUAAGUGGUUAUUGGGAUGUCAUGAUUUGUGUACAUAACCAUGAAUGAGUGGGUCCAUUCAAAGACAGCUGUAAAAUAUGUCAAUGUUUGUGUCAAUAAUAACUCUAAUAUAAUGAUGAUAUUACAGUAGUGUUUUCAUAAUGGUAAGCAUUAUAUAAAGCCAUUUUGUCUGUCAGACUUAGAACAUAACAUAUGAUUGAGAGAUAAAUUAAAUUCAUGGCUAGGUGUUUUUGUGUGUCUGUGUAUAUUUAUGUAAAUGAGCAAUACCAGAAUUUACCAAAAUGUUUGUUUUCACAUUUUACUGUAUAUUCAUAUACUGUAAAUCAAACCUCAACAUUAACACUAGUGAUAACAGUCAAUAGUAAUAAGUACAGUAAAGAGCAAAUCAAUAUUUGUAUUCCAAAAUAUUGUAUUUAAAAGAUUAAAAUCUAUUUUUUACUCAAUUUGCGGAUGUUUAUUAAUAUUAUUGUUCUGGUAUUUGUGUGGGUUGAAGUCAAAUGAUUGUAAAUGUCUGUGCUUUUUUGUUUCCUUUUUGUAAACCUCAGUGGUUCAGCAGUAGUAACUUUGUUCAUAUUGAAUCACUGUGAAGAGAAAGCAAACACUAAAACAACAGGAAAAUAGAGGUAUUUUAAAAUAUUGUCAGUGUCAAUGUGUUUUGUAAUAAAUUAACACGCGUCAUCACUUGUCAUUGGA
Molecule: messenger RNA, 5035 nt
Organism: Ctenopharyngodon idella (grass carp)
Lineage: Eukaryota; Metazoa; Chordata; Actinopteri; Cypriniformes; Xenocyprididae
Gene: esrra
Product: estrogen-related receptor alpha
Exons: 9
Coding region: 660-2009 (449 amino acids)
Biological process (GO): regulation of DNA-templated transcription
Cellular component (GO): nucleus
Molecular function (GO): DNA-binding transcription factor activity; zinc ion binding; nuclear steroid receptor activity
Source: RefSeq, a predicted model, not a curated record